AUGUCUGGACCACCUGGGAAAAUCCCACAACGUCCUUCCCUUUCACGUCCUUCCACUUCAAAUUCGUUACCAACAGGUAAUCCACGUCCUGGAACCAUUCAGACCCACGGUGCAGUGCCUUCUGGCUCUUCAAAUAAUGGUAUUCCAAGACCUGGUGCUCCUCGUCCCCCAAUUCCACCAUAUUCUGGUCAACCUUCAUCAUACCUCCCAUAUUCUUCAAUCCUCCGCGCCCUUAUGGCUCUCCUUAUUCUCGUCUUUCUUCUACCGGCUGCUAAUGAUCAUUGUCGAGCAAAGGUUAUCGAAUACCUCGUCAAGAAAGGUUACAAUCGAACUGAGCAGAUGCUCCGAUCUGAAUCUUCCAACCUUGAUAGAGAUGGAAAACCAAUUCAAGAGCGUGCCGAGGACCUUGGUACAGCAAAAUAUGCAAAGGGUUUCCGAUUAUUGAGUAAUUGGAUUGACUCUAACUUGGAUAUUUACAAAUUUGAGUUGCGCAGACUCCUUUGGCCUACUUUUGUUUAUUCAUUCAUUGAGCUCAUCACAAAUAAUUAUACAAGUGAUGGAAAAGCUUUUUUGAAUGAAUUCAAAGAUCAAUUUCAACAAGUCCAUGCCGAUGAACUCACUACAUUUGAUACAAUCAGUUUGCCACAACAAAUCAACGAUAAUACAAUUACUAAGCUUUAUCUAUCCUCAAAAUAUCGAAUCCCUCUCAAUACCCAUGUUUACUUCAACCUCAUCACUCACCUCGAAUCGAACAGUAAACAAGGAGGAUCUGUUAUCAUUUAUUUGCUACAGACCUACUGCGAAAUUCGUGAAACAAAGCGAGGACCCAUUGACCAAUAUAGUUUCGAAGCUAUCAUCAAUCAAGCACAUGGUGUUGAACCGGAAGAGUCUGAUCUUCAAGAAGGAAUCCCUGGAGCUUUUACCGGAGUUACCAACAAAGAUAUCCAAGAUAAUAAUGCCAAAUUACUAUUGGGUCCGAUGGCAAUGGAGGAAGAAUUAGCUGCAGAUGUUCGCGCAGAUCUUGAUGAGGAAGAUAGUAAGAACCCACCUGAGCUCGGCAAACCAUCCUUGGUCGAAUUGUUUGAUCAAAGUAUCAAGCGUGAGGAAGGUGUUGAAGGACCUAACCGCAAUGAAAUCCCUUAUCCUCCUUCUCGUGCUCGAGAUGUAACCAUGGAAGUUCAAAAGAUCAAGGAGCAUCGUGAUAGAUUCAAGAUCGAAAGCCGUAAUGGUGGGGUUGGUCCUGCAGUUUCUAUUUGCAUGUUUACUUUCCACAAUACUCUUGAUUCAAUCAACUGUAUCGAAUUUUCCGAUGACAAUAAUUUGGUUGCUGUUGGAACAGAAGAAUCUUACAUUCGUGUUUGGCAUUUACAUGGCGAACCAUUGCCAAGUGAAACCAAACCAGGUCCAAAUGAUCCACCACCAUCAAACUCUCGUCGUUUAAUCGGUCAUUCAGCACCUGUUUAUGCAGUAUCCUUCUCUCCUUCGAUUCGAGGUGCAGAUGAUAAUGAUACAGCUACUGCUCCUAAAUUACUUCUCUCAUCUUCCUCGGAUAGAACAGUUCGUCUUUGGUCUCUCGAAGCAUGGGCCUGCCUUGUCGUAUAUAAAGGACAUGAAGGUCCAGUAUGGAAUGUAAAGUGGGGACCAUUCGGUCAUUACUUUUUGACUUGCGGUCAUGAUCGAUCUGUUCGUAUUUGGGGACAAGAUCAUAUUUCAUACCUUCGAAUGUUCAUUGGUCAUGAUUCUAAUGUCAAUCAAAUCGCUUGGCAUCCAAAUGGAGCAUAUGUUUUCUCGGCAAGUGAUCAAGCUGAUAAGACUGUUCGCAUGUGGUCUUUCACAACUGGUGAUUGCGUUCGUGUCUUCACUGGUCAUACCGAUACCAUUAGUGCUCUUCAAUGCGCUCCUAAUGGAAAGAUUCUAGCAUCUGCAGAUUGUGGUGGUAGUAUUAUUCUUUGGGAUCUUGCAAAGGGAACACAAAUCAAACGUUGCAGAGGUCAUGGAAAGGGUGGGAUUUGGUCUUUAUCAUUCAGUGUUGAAUCUACAGUUUUGUGUUCGGGUGGAGCUGAUGGUACUGUUCGUUUAUGGGACAUUGAAGUUCCUUCUGAUCCAUACAAGAACACCGAUGGUGAAGUCAUCGGUACCGGUGGACAAGCUGAUGCAACUCGUGUUACGGGUGCCAUUACUGGUGCUCAAGCUAAUCCUACUACUGGCUCUUCCAAGAAGAAGGGUAAGGAAACAAUGAUUACUCCAGAUCAAAUUGUUGCAUUCCCUACCAAGAGAUCACCAGUUUACAAAGUCAUGUUUACAAGAAUGAAUUUGGUUAUGGCUGGAGGAUGUUAUUUACCUUGA
Molecule: messenger RNA, 2346 nt
Organism: Botrytis porri
Lineage: Eukaryota; Fungi; Ascomycota; Leotiomycetes; Helotiales; Sclerotiniaceae
Exons: 4
Coding region: 1-2346 (781 amino acids)
Biological process (GO): transcription initiation at RNA polymerase II promoter
Cellular component (GO): transcription factor TFIID complex
Molecular function (GO): protein binding; RNA polymerase II general transcription initiation factor activity
Source: RefSeq, a predicted model, not a curated record